Paramisgurnus dabryanus is the source of this 3306-nucleotide messenger RNA. Lineage: Eukaryota; Metazoa; Chordata; Actinopteri; Cypriniformes; Cobitidae. The record is from RefSeq and is a predicted model, not a curated record.
AUGGAGAUCUGUCUCACACUCAUUUUACUCUCCUCUGUAGUAAUGAUCAUUACUGCUGAAAUGAAUGUGAGGUUGGUGAAUGGUGGCAGUCGUUGUGCUGGUAGAGUUGAGGUUCUUCAUGAUGGUCAGUGGGGAACAGUGUGUGGUGCUGACUGGGAUCUGACAGAUGCUGCAGUGGUGUGUAGAGAGAUGAACUGUGGAGAGGCUGUAGAGCCUACAUAUGGGGCUUACUUUGGACAAGGAUCAGGACCAAUCACAAUGGCUUAUGUGGAGUGUAGUGGAUCAGAGUCCUCACUGAAGAACUGUAGAUCAGACGACCAGUAUAUUCAGUACUGUUCUCAUUCUCGUGAUGCUGGUGUGAUCUGCUCAGAAACCAUAAACUAUGGAAGAUAUGCACGACUUGUUAAUGGACCUCAUCUGUGUUCUGGAAGAGUUGAGCUGCUCUGUGGUAACACCUGGAUGUCAGUGUGUGAUGCUGUGUUUGAUGAUCAGGAUGCAGAGGUUGUGUGUAGAGAGCUGAACUGUGGGGUUCCUGUACAGCUGCUGGGUGCAGAUACUUUUGGUAAAGGAGAGGGGCAGGUGUGGACACAAGAGAUUCAAUGUAGAGGAGAUGAAUCACACAGUCGAUUAUGUUCAUAUGCUUCACAUAAAGUAACCUGUUCACAUGACAAUGAUGUGGGACUGAGAUGUUCUGGUUACUCUGACCUCAGACUGAUGAACGGCUCUGAUAUCUGCUCUGGUCGAGUUGAGCGUCAGUAUUUCAGUAAAUGGGGCUCAGUGUGUGAUGAGUGCAUGAAUAUGAGAGCUGCCAAUGUCCUCUGUAGAGAGCUGAAUUGUGGGAUUGCUGUGUCUGUUGUGGGAGUGGACUGGUUUGGAGAGGGAUCUGGUGAAAUCUGGGCUGAUGUGUUUGAUUGUCAGGGGAAUGAAACAAAACUCUCAGAAUGUUCAAUCUCUUCAUGGAGUCGAGCUGAAUCCUCUCAUAAACAAGAUGUUGGAGUCAUUUGUUCUAAUUCCUCUCUGUCUCUUCAUGAUGGUCGAGUGAGGUUGUCUGGAGAGAGAGAGUGUGAGGGUGAGGUGGAAGUUUACAUUCAUCAGGUUUGGAGGAGAGUUCUGCUGGACUCCUGGAGUCUCACUGAAUCCUCUGUGGUCUGCAGACAGCUGGGCUGUGGCUCUGUGCUGAACUUCACUAACUCCUCUUCAUCCAGUGAUGAACACAGUUAUGAGUGUGUGAUGGGCUUCCAGUGCUCUGGGACUGAAGAUCAUCUGAGGAACUGCAGCUCUCCACAAACUCUCAACUGCAGCGCAACACAACAGCUGGCAAUCACCUGCCAAAGUCAAAGGUCGAUCAGGUUGGUGGGUGCUGGUGGAGAUUGUGCAGGAAGGCUGGAGAUUUUUCACAAAGGCUCAUGGGGUACAGUGUGUGAUGACUCCUGGGAUAUUAAAGAUGCUCAUGUGGUGUGCAGACAGCUGCAGUGUGGAGUGGCUCUCAGUAAUCAGCCAGUACCAGCCUGGUUUGGUCCUGGUUCUGGACCCAUAUGGCUGGAUGAUGUGAACUGUGAGGGGAAUGAGACGUCACUGUGGAGCUGCUCUUCACGGGUCUGGGGAGAUAAUGACUGUAACCACAAGGAGGAUGUAGGAGUCGUGUGCUCAGAGUUUAAAGAGCUCAGGUUAACUGAAGGCUGUAAAGGGAAUGUGGAGGUUUUCUACAAUGGAUCCUGGGGUAAUGUUUGCUACAAUCAGAUGAACAGAGACACAGCGAGUCUGAUCUGUCAAGAGCUGAACUGUGGAAGAUCUGCCAGUGAACCCAACUAUUCAGAUGGAUUGAGGUCUCAUAAUUGGUUGGAUUUCUUUAAAUGUCGAUCAGAAGACUCCACUUUAUGGCAGUGUCCAUCUUCACCCUGGGGACAGAAUGACUGUAAUGAAGAUGAAGUGGCCAAAAUUAUCUGCUCUGGUGAGAUUAAAUUAAAAUGUCUUGUAAGUUUUCCAAUUAUUUUUUUGUACAGUGUGUAUAGACAAUGUUCAAAUCAUCUUCCUCUCAGACUGAGUGGAGGGAAGGGUUUGUGUUCGGGGAGACUGGAGGUUUAUCAUAACUCUGUGUGGGGUUCAGUCUGUGAUGAUCUGUGGGACAUCAGAGAUGCUCAGGUGGUCUGCAGGCAGCUGGGUUGUGGAGCAGCAUUGAGUGUUGAUGGGAAUGAAGCGUUUGGUGCUGGUGAAGGUGUUGUGUGGAUGAACAGAGUCGAGUGCAGAGGGACUGAGAUUCACCUGUGGGACUGUCCUCAUGUCCUGAAAAAUCACACUGACAGCUCACACAAAGAACAAGUUAGACUCAUCUGUGCAGACAGAAUGAGGCUGGUGGGUGGCAGUAAUUCUUGUGCUGGUAGGGUGGAGACUUAUUCUAAAGGAGAAUGGGAAGCUAUGUGUCUUGAUUAUUGGGAUAUAACAGCAGCAUCAGUGUUGUGUAUGCAGCUGGGCUGUGACAGUAAUCCAGAUACAAUACAUAUUGCUCACUUUGGACCGGGAUCAGGAAAAAUUUUGAAGGUUAACAUUGACUGUAGCGGAUCAGAAUCCACAGUAAUGAGAUGCAGCAGAAUGGCAACUUAUGAUCCUAAUUGUAAUCACAAUGAAGAUGUUGGAGUUAUCUGCAAAGACACACUGAGAUUAGUUGGUGGUGGCAGUCGUUGUUCUGGUAGAGUUGAGGUUCUUCAUAAUGGUCAAUGGGGAACAGUGAGUGAUGAUGGUUGGGAUCUGAGAGAUGCUGCAGUGGUGUGUAGAGAGCUGGACUGUGGAGAGGCUGUAGAUGCACCAAUGAAUGCCUAUUUUGGAGAAGGGAAAGGGCCAAUCUGGAUUAAUAAUGUACAGUGCACUGGACAAGAAUCUGACCUGAGACACUGCAAAACAAAUGGUUGGCGGAAACAGGAUGGUAAACAUGCUAAUGAUGCUGGAGUCGUCUGCUCGGCAAUGAGGCUGGUUGGAGGUUCUCGCUGUUCUGGGAGAGUUGAGAUGCAUCGAGGAAACACCUGGAUGUCAGUGUGUGAUGAUGUGUUUGAUGAUCAGGAUGCAGAGGUUGUGUGUAGAGAGAUGAACUGUGGGGUUCCUGUACAGCUGCUGGGUGCAGAUACUUUUGGUAAAGGAGAGGGGCAGGUGUGGACACAAGAGAUUCAAUGUAGAGGAGAUGAAUCACUCAUUCGAUCAUGUUCAUCAUCAUCUACUACAACUAAAAAAACCUGCUCUCAUGACAAUGAUGUGGGAAUAUUAUGUUCUGUAACCUCUGAGAUCUCUGUGCAGGUUACUCUGACCUCAGACUGA